This is a messenger RNA of Hibiscus syriacus, 417 nucleotides long. RefSeq lists its product as uncharacterized. The coding region runs from base 1 to 417 and encodes 138 amino acids. The transcript has a single exon. NCBI's taxonomy places the organism in Eukaryota, Viridiplantae, Streptophyta, Magnoliopsida, Malvales, Malvaceae. The record is from RefSeq and is a predicted model, not a curated record.
AUGGAUGGGCAACUCGUGUACUUCAUGCAAACCUCUCGAUUACCUUCAGGUGUUUGUAGCGAGAUAGACAAAAUUGUUCACCAAUUCAUUUGGGGCUCGACCACUACUACUAGGAAGACUCCUCUCGUUAAUUGGGAUGUGCUCUGUCAACCAAUCGAUAGGGUUGGUCUCGACGUUGACCGUUCUUAUAACCAUAACACCGCCUUCCUCUGGAAAUAUGGAUACGCUUUGGUGGUCAUGCCGAACGCCAUGUGGAUCCAAAUGCUUCGCCAAAAAUACCGAAUGACCGACCUUUGCCCCGAGUCCAUUGCCAGGUCUUGCUACUCACCAAUGUGGAGAGAUUUAUCCAACACUUGGGAUUUGUUUCGCAUGAACAUUCUUUGGCUUCCAAGUAGAGAUGUACAUAGCCGGAUUUAA